Messenger RNA from Tyto alba (common barn owl), 867 nucleotides. It is a transcript of the gene RPL26L1, whose product is annotated as ribosomal protein L26 like 1. Gene Ontology annotation, cellular component: ribosome; cytosolic large ribosomal subunit. Gene Ontology annotation, molecular function: RNA binding; structural constituent of ribosome. The coding region runs from base 387 to 824 and encodes 145 amino acids. Lineage: Eukaryota; Metazoa; Chordata; Aves; Strigiformes; Tytonidae. Gene Ontology annotation, biological process: cytoplasmic translation; ribosomal large subunit biogenesis. The record is from RefSeq and is a predicted model, not a curated record. The transcript has 4 exons.
CGCUCGCUUCGCGGCGGGGAGCUCGGGCUCCUGGCACAGCUCAGGCCCCUUUGGCCUGUUCUUGGACCGGGACUCGCUCGGUUCACACAGCUCCGGCAGCCUGCUUUGGUUUGGCCGCCUGGUUUGCAGCGUGGCCGGGCUGGCGGGCACAGGAGGUGGAAGUGUGUAGUAUCUGAAAGCUGCGGAGUUCAGCAAAAGCAUCAUUUCAUGGACAAGCCCUCGUCAGUCAGGAUGAAUUCUGCCGUGAUAGGCAAUCUUGCAGCGCAGUUGUUACGGUCUAGGGAAGGCCAAAAGUAUCUUGGCUUUACAGAUCUGCUACACGUGCCAGUCUGGUGAUGGGCUUUAUUGGACAUGCCUAAGCAGUAUGAAUCCCCUCUCUCACCAAAAUGAAGUUCAAUCCAUUUGUGACCUCAGACCGCAGCAAGAACCGCAAGCGACACUUCAAUGCACCUUCACACAUUAGAAGAAAAAUAAUGUCCUCCCCGCUCUCCAAGGAGUUGCGGCAGAAAUACAAUGUCCGCUCUAUGCCCAUUCGAAAGGAUGAUGAAGUCCAGGUGGUCCGAGGACACUACAAAGGACAGCAGAUUGGCAAGGUGGUCCAGGUGUACAGAAAAAAAUACGUCAUCUACAUUGAACGUGUUCAGCGUGAGAAGGCUAAUGGCACAACUGUCCACGUGGGGAUCCAUCCCAGCAAGGUGGUGAUCACUAGGCUAAAACUGGACAAAGAUCGCAAAAAGAUCUUGGAGCGUAAAGCAAAAUCUCGCCAAGUUGGCAAGGAGAAGGGCAAAUACAAAGAAGAAACAAUCGAAAAGAUGCAAGAAUAGAUGAUUUACUAUUUGACGCCAUUAAAGAACUGUUAAAAUGAAA